This is a messenger RNA of Marchantia polymorpha subsp. ruderalis, 1946 nucleotides long. The record is from the annotation of a GenBank genome assembly. Lineage: Eukaryota; Viridiplantae; Streptophyta; Marchantiopsida; Marchantiales; Marchantiaceae.
CGUCCACCAUCCCCGGGGUACAGAGUACUGUAGCGGGCGAAGGAGGGGUACGUAGGUGACAGACACCGAGGAGUUGAAUUUCCUUCCAGUCGAAGUGGAGGUGUGUUUUUCUUGAGGAAAGUGCGAGGUGAAUGUUGAGGAGUUUGGGCAGGGCAGGGGAGCCCUAAUGCAGUGAGGAAAUUUGCACCUCGUGUGCCCACGUUUGUGGAGUAGGGGGUGGGUGGGUGGGUGUGGGAGUCGAAUUGUGCGAUGGAAUCUCCAGCGGCGCGAUCCGUGGCGCUCCAUGCCGCGAGGAGCAUUCGUCGCCAGCUGAAUCCGGUGCUGAAUUCCGGAGUGCUGGAUCAGCAGGUUGUGGCGUCGGGAUUUUGUGCGUUGGGAGCUAACCCGGGUGUGGUGGAUUCGAGGCCCAGUGCGGUACCGACGAGGAGUGACGAGGUCGAUGUGCUGAGUAAUGCGAAGUAUGUUGCUAGGGAUCGUGCCAUCUGGCAAUUGGACGGGCCCAUUGGCUCGGUCAGGUCCGGCGAGCUAGGCUGCCGUCCUGCCGGCUGGACUCAUCUACACGUGAUCAAUGCGCUCCUUGGGAGCAAAUGUCGCCCGGAAUUUGUAAAGCAUUCUGGCCUGUCCUUGGAUGAUUUAAUGCUGAAUCCUGCCCAGCGAGAACAAAAGAAACAAUCCGCGCUGGUGAGGAGUGUUCUCGAUCUGCCGAGAGUUUCAGGAGAUUUGACCGAAAGUAGUCGUGAAGCUAGCCAGUUGGCGACCAUUUUCGUAGAUUGCUCUGUACAAGCGGUCAGACCUCGGACAGCAGGAGGGCACGGGUUAGCUUCGCUGCUUGGUUGCGUGGAAGGGGGCCAAGGAUUGUCUGUGUUGCAGCGGGAAAACAUUCGGCUUGAGUGCGACAGUGUAAAGCGAAAGAGGAAAAAGAAGAUGAACAAGCACAAGCAGCGCAAGCUCAGAAGGCGCGAUAGACAUCGGAAUUAGCUUUCAAUUUUGUAAUCCCUAGGGCUCAGUUUUCUUCUGGUGCUGAAUGUGCAUCCAGCUGGACUUGAACAGAGUAUUUGUCUGUGAACUUCUUGUUUUUCGCGGGGCGAUAUCAUUUUUCAAACUAUACUCUCACCCCAUGGAUCGGGUGAUUCAAACAUGAGAAUUUUGAGCUGAAGUUACGGUCUUGUACCCCGACUCUCUGCGUCAGUUGUACAGGUGAAUUUUUUCAAUGCCAAUCGGCUACGAGAAAGAGAUGAAAUUGAUGGCAUCUUGGCAAUUGCGGGCAUCUACAUCUUUUCGAGGAGUACCGUUUACCUUCGGCUGUGUACUAUGUAUGAUAAGUAUAAGGAAUGUGCUAUCUCGCUAGAAGUUUUGAAUCUCUUAAGCUAGCGAAAGCUGUGGCCUGUAAUAUCUAUUAGCAGGCGAAAAGUUGCUACGGUGGCAGCUCACAUUAAGUCAUUAGCUCCUGUCGUUCGUUGGUACACAUUUUGGCUACUUGACUUUCUCUGUAGUUACUCAGGGUUCAUGUUGAAGAACUGGUUCAUACGUAUUCUUGCAUCUUGAUCAAAUCAGGACUGUAUGUGAAGGAUUCACUGGCGUAAUUCUUCCUCGAACUCACGAAACACACUAGAUACUUGUUAGUAUGAGUGAUCAUCGGAUAUGCAGUGCAAGUUCAAUAUAUAUUUCUAGUGUAAACACAGAUGAGUGAACAUGUAAAGCUAGGAUGACCGUCUUGUGCAAGCAUGCAACUCGAAGUUGAGGUUUCGGCACAGUCAUGGUGUAUGCUGGAUCCAUAGUAUCUAGCAGGUACCGUUGAACCUUGUUAGUCGUCUAUAACCCUUGCAGAUGUGGUUGUGAAGGCCUAGACAGGUUUUUAUUGUUGUGCAUGACUUUAUAGACGCUUCGACUGGGAAUAACAGUAUCUACAGGUCCAUUAUCACGUUCUACUCUUCGUUGUUGAUAUU